CGGGAAGACGCCGGCGGCCAUUAUUAUUAGGCGGGGGCUCAUACGAACGCAGCGCGCUGAACACUGGGCAGGGAGUGAAGGCAUGCCACUCCUGCACGUUGUUCGUGCACUGGGAGGUCGAGCGACUGAUGAAACUCGUGCCGGGGCAUGCGAGACGGCGAGGUGGCCCAACAAGUCGUUCAGACUGGGCAGCGGAUGAGGAGAUUCUGAGCACAUUCGCUGAGGAUUUGGACGUUUGUCCCCACCACGCGGCGCCGAACUCGAAUGUCGAGUCGGAAGGCUGGUGCUCGGAUUGGUGAGGCGCGGUGAAAGACGGCGCUCCGACAUCUUGGCCUACUUCUGGGGAUAGAUCGCAUGUUGGACCCCCUGUCACGGCACAGAUAUCUGCUUCGACAUCUUAUCUCAUGUCUCAUGUCCGCUUCGUGAAGCUCGGGCUUUGCGCAUCGUUUCGCUGAGCCCAAUCUCGUCGAAGCGAUUCUGUCUCCUAUCCUCGGAGGGAGAGUGUAAGAGCAAGAACUCCUCUGAGCUCUGCACUUUGUGGCACUGAGGCUGGGCGGGAGUUGCUCGUCGCUGGAGAUUCGAGCUGACGAGCUGGUGGAGCAACAUGACAGUUGCAACUGUGGCAUCCGCCGCGGACGAUGCGAAGGGCUUACAUGCUCCUCGUGCAGACGAGGGCGCGUUGACAGAAACCGCGGAGGACAUAGUUGUCGAUAAAGCGGUGCUGGAAGGAUUGCACAGCAGAACUAUGGGUGACACGGAGCACAAUUGGUGUCGAGCAGUUGGUAGUGGAACUGGGAUCACCGUUCUAGCCGUGCUCUUCUCUCGCCCGGUCGAAGUUUCGGCCCUGCAGCGUGCUGUCGAUUCUUUGCAGAUCCGACAUCCGAGAUUGCGCUCUGAGUUGGUUUGGAUUGAAGGUAAGCCAGCCUUCCAAGUCGGCGAUUCUUCACAUGUCGAGGUUGAGGUUAUUGAUGCUCGCAACGAGAGCUCAGCCAGAGGGUCUUGUGAGGAAGUGAAGGAGGAGGUAGACGAAAUGCAGGAUCAAGAGGACCGACACUGUGGAGAUAUGCAGGACGCAGAAGAACAUGAUUGGAUGAAUCAUGUUGAAAGCGAGCUGAACACCAAUCUAUGGCCAGAACAGCACCAUUCCCUGGCUCCCCAGAAGAUGUUGGUGGUGCGCCUCUACUUACGACCGAGGGACUAUUCUCUUCUCGUUUUCCGAGUGCACACGGCUGUCUGUGAUCGGGUGGCUGCAGCCACAUUGCUGGUUGACCUUCUGAGAGCGAUGCGCCACUGUCCACCUCCGAGUCCGCUCCUUGAAGAUGAUUAUGAAUCGAGCCCCGUCCUGGUUGAUGGGGAAUCGUUGUCCGAUUCGGCAGAAAUGCGACUGAUGUCGGUGGAAGAUGCAAUUCCGCCCGGCCAGGCCAACAAGCCCUUCUGGGCUCAUGGAAUUGACUUGCUAGGGUAUUCGCUGGGUUCAAGACGACAUGCCCUCCUACCGUUUGAUAAUCCUAUGGAGCCUCGACGCUCGAAAGUCAUCCAUUCUGUCCUUAGUGUGGAGCAGACGCAGCAGCUCUUGGCAGUAUGCCAGAAGGAGAACACCAACAUUUAUGGAGUACUUUGUGCAGCAGGACUGAAGGCCGCUGCAAUAAUGAAGCAGCUUGCGAGGAGAUCAGAACAUUAUGCCCUCUGUACAUUGAUUGACUGCCGUCAGUACCUGGAACCGAAGCUACCGCAAUCGGUUGUCGGUUUUUACCAUUCUGCUCUCAUGAAUACUCACCAUGUGAAUGAGGUUACUGAUUUCUGGGAAUUGGCACGAAGAUGUUCAACUACCCUCGAGAACGCAAUGAAAAACAGGAAACACUUUACAGACAUGGGAGAUCUCAACUUUCUCAUGUACCAGGCUAUUUCACACCCAGCGUUGACACCAUCAUCAUCUAUGCGAACAUCCCAGCUGGUGCUGUUCCGAGAUCCAAUUCUGGUUCAAAUGGAGGACUUGGCCAAAGAAAUGGGCGUUGAGCAUUAUCUUGGGUGCUCGUCGAUUCAUGGAGUGGGGCCAGCCCUUGCUAUGUUUGAUUCUGUCAGGAAGGGAGCUCUUCAUAUUACAAGUAUAUAUCCUUCACCAUUGUAUAGCCGAAGCCAGAUCCGGACAUACGUGAGCACUAUGCUGGAAUUAAUGGUGCAUUCAAGCCAAAAAUAAGUAGAGCUUGAGUCUAGUUUGUAUAUAUCUAUCAUAUAUUAAGCAUAUCAUAACUCUGACCAGGGGUAGCCAGACCGAACUUUCGAGCCUGUCGGCUGAUGUGUGUAAUGCUGCGUAGUCGGUUAGAGUGAGUCAUUGAUCCUUUUCCUUCGACAUCUUCAGCUGUUAUCAUUAAUUUUUUCUCCAUGUACUGCUGAUGGAAGAGAACCGUAUCACCAUUAGAAUGAUUAUGCCUGUUGCAGUCCUGUUUUUCUGGUAUAUUCAGAACUGCCAGCUCCUUGAUGAACUCUGCUUUUUAGUUGGUUCAGAUUUCAGAACACUCUAAGAAGUGUAUCUUCCGAUUAGGAAUGUCACUACGAGACCCUACCAACAAUUCCAAGUGGUUUCAGCACGAUACCACGCAAGCUCUGUUAUCGCAGGAUAGUCCUUGUCUCAUCGUGUUUGUCUAGAAUCUGCCGACUGCAGGCCCGAGUAUCGCAUUUGUUUUUCGUCAAAGAGUGUGAUUGUUAAGUAGUUUCUGAUUGUCGAGAAAAGGUGGACAACCAGUUGGCGGAAUUCAGCUCCAAUCGAUACAGGGUAUGGGUCCCAUGCCGGCAGGUGCGCACGCCUCUCGUACAUGUAGAAAAUUCAACAGCUCGGCGGAAACUAACAUGACUUUGAUAUCUGUAGAGAACGAAGGUAUCUCGUUUCGCUUGUAUACCUGUGAUGAAGACAGGCGAUGCGAAACAGAAGCUUCGUUAAAACAUAUGGCUGCAGGACGAACUGCAGGAUCACCAGCGAUUCUUUCAGAAGAACCUGAGAGAGAUAACUUACUCACUUGGUAGUUCAUUGAACAGUUGGCUUUGGACUUCGUUAGUAAACCUACGAACUGAAAUGCAAGGGGGAACAAGUUUUGUGGUGUUUUAGUCCUUUCAGUGAAAUACAGGAAGGGUCUGCCAGAGGUUUCUUAUCUACUCACCCUAAUCGACAUGCGAAACAGAUUGUGAAUCAGUAGGUUGAAAUCCUAUUGCUUGCCGUACACGCAGUCCUCUGUCCCUCAAUGCUCUGUAUGACCUCACGGAUUUGAAGCAUGGCAUCAACACAGCACCAUGGGGAUCUUCAGAUCAAGCAUGGGGAUGUUUGGAUCGUCAGAUCAAGCACCAGAUGCCUGUCGAUCAUCAAUUACGGAACGACCACUUGAGUCCAAGAUCGUUAAUCCAACUAGUUAUAAGAAACAGUUCUUGCUCAACGACAUAGCUACGACUAAGUGAUUCUAUACGUUUCUUCUUUGACAGACUAAACAAAU
Molecule: messenger RNA, 3482 nt
Organism: Marchantia polymorpha subsp. ruderalis
Lineage: Eukaryota; Viridiplantae; Streptophyta; Marchantiopsida; Marchantiales; Marchantiaceae
Source: the annotation of a GenBank genome assembly